Messenger RNA from Micropterus salmoides (largemouth bass), 10935 nucleotides. RefSeq lists its product as uncharacterized. The record is from RefSeq and is a predicted model, not a curated record. The transcript is spliced from 91 exons. The coding region runs from base 1 to 10935 and encodes 3644 amino acids. NCBI's taxonomy places the organism in Eukaryota, Metazoa, Chordata, Actinopteri, Centrarchiformes, Centrarchidae.
AUGGACAGGGAAAUGCAACAAGCAGUCUUCACUAAUUUCAUCAAACCGUUCCUUUCAAGAAAUGACUCGUCAGAUCCUGGCUGUGUCUCAUUUACCAGAGGGAGUAAAGAUUGGCUCCUGGCAAACCUUGGCAGCUUCUCUGGCUUUGCAACCCUACAGGAUUUGCAAGCCCUCAAUCCCAACUUCUCCAGCGCCGAAGCGUUGUCAGUGCUCACUCCUACUCAGGUGGCGCAGUUGACACUGAGUUCAGGGGCCUCGACCGACACAGACCAAAUCGACCGUGUGUUUGAGCGACUUGAGGAGGGCAAAGCUCUGGAAAAUGUGGAUGAAUUCCUGACACAGCUGACAGCAAACGGAAAGGUCCCUGACUUCCAACCUGUCGUGAGAGAUCGUAUAAUGAAUAGGACCUUCGCCAUCAUCAGUCCCCAUUUCCAGAACUUCAAGGAAGAUGACUGGUUUGCUUGGUUCCAUCUGAAACUGGUCCUUGUCCUCCCAAGUUUCACUCCAAUGAUGCUCGAGAACGCAACCUCAAACAUAAACUGCACAAACUACCAUGUUGUAGUGAGUGGGCUGGCCGGAGCUUUCCGCGCUAUGCCGUUACAUAGACGACAAGGAAUCGCAGACGUUCUGCUGGGCUACUUGAGAAAAUCUGCCGGUGUCAUCAACAAACCGGUUUGCAGGCAGGAAAUUGACAAUGAUGCAGAAUGGCUUGAAGCAAACUUGGGUCCAUUUUCCCUGUACACAACAUACUCUGACCUCAACGUCUUCAACCUCUCUGUGGUGGCACUUGUGGACUCCCUGUCCCCAGACCAGAAGGCUGAGCUGAUCCUGGAUCCAGACAGCCACGCUUUGGAGGAUGAGGCCAUCAUAAGGGAGGUGUUCACAAGCUUGACAAAGUCCCAUGAUAACGAGCAGCUCAAUCAGUUUUUCCAGGCUUUUGCAAGCAUCAGCGAGCAGAGAAACAUCACCAUCAUCAAAAAUCAAGGUGUACGAGACACCAUCUUGAACCUGACCUUGACAGCCCUUGCCGGUGAAUUUGAAGACUUUGAGCCUAAAGACUUUGAGCUGUGGUUCCAGGUCUAUUUGGCUCCCGUGAUGGCGAGCCUCCAGCCUGGCAGCUUGGUGGUGAUCCCCAGUAACAUCAGCUGCGCAUCCUACGAAGCUAUACUCACUGGUCUUCUGCAAAGUUUGAAAUCCCUGCCUCCGACCCUUUCACAUGGCGUGAGCGCAAGCAUACAGUCACUCAAGGAGACAUUCGCACGUUGCACAGUUCCAGAUUCCUUCGUGUGCAAAGAGACCCCGAUUGAUGAGGCCCUCAUCUGUGCUGCGGUCAACAGUUCACAACUGGAACAAACCCUGUCUACUGGCAAUUCCUCUGAAGCCCUGUGCAAUUUUACCAUCACUGAGCUUGCCUGUUCCUCGGCUACACACCUCACAUCCAGCAACCUGGUCACACUGAUGAAAUGCUCACUGCAAAGCCAAAGGACAUACCCGGUAGAGGUCUGGAAGCUUCUCUUCCAAAAAGCUUCUACUGCACUAGACCAGGCUCUCCAGACCUUCGCCACCAUGGCCCCCAACAACAGCAAUCCAGCCAUGUCACCUGCUCUUGAGGCUCUUGGGGAGCUGAGAAUUGCAAACUUCAGCCAGGCACAACUGCAGAGUGAUGCCUUUGUCAGAUUCUGGUUCCAGACAGAGCUUGGUCCGUUUCUGGCCUCUGCAUCCCCCAACUUCCUAUUCUGCCUUAGCUCCAAGAACUUCAGCUGCCAUACGUACCAGACAGUCAUCCAGGCAUUCAGCAGCCGAAGCGUAUCCAUGGACAGAGAAACACAACAAGCCGUCUUCACUAAUUUCAUCAAACCGUUCCUUUCAAGAAAUGACUCGUCAGAUCCUGGCUGUGUCUCAUUUACCAGAGGGAGUAAAGAUUGGCUCCUGGCAAACCUUGGCAGCUUCUCUGGCUUUGCAACCCUACAGGAUUUGCAAGCCCUCAAUCCCAACUUCUCCAGCGCCGAAGCGUUGUCAGUGCUCACUCCUACUCAGGUGGCACAGUUGACACUGAGUUCAGGGGCCUCGACCGACACAGACCAAAUCGACCGUGUGUUUGAGCGACUUGAGGAGGGCAAUGCUCUGGAAAAUGUGGAUGAAUUCCUGACACAGCUGACAGCAAACGGAAAGGUCCCUGACUUCCAACCUGUCGUGAGAGAUCGUAUAAUGAAUAGGACCUUCGCCAUCAUCAGUCCCCAUUUCCAGAACUUCAAGGAAGAUGACUGGUUUGCUUGGUUCCAUCUGAAACUGGUCCUUGUCCUCCCAAGUUUCACUCCAAUGAUGCUCGAGAACGCAACCUCAAACAUAAACUGCACAAACUACCAUGUUGUAGUGAGUGGGCUGGCCGGAGCUUUCCGCGCUAUGCCGUUACAUAGACGACAAGGAAUCGCAGACGUUCUGCUGGGCUACUUGAGAAAAUCUGCCGGUGUCAUCAACAAACCGGUUUGCAGGCAGGAAAUUGACAAUGAUGCAGAAUGGCUUGAAGCAAACUUGGGUCCAUUUUCCCUGUACACAACAUACUCUGACCUCAACGUCUUCAACCUCUCUGUGGUGGCACUUGUGGACUCCCUGUCCCCAGACCAGAAGGCUGAGCUGAUCCUGGAUCCAGACAGCCACGCUUUGGAGGAUGAGGCCAUCAUAAGGGAGGUGUUCACAAGCUUGACAAAGUCCCAUGAUAACGAGCAGCUCAAUCAGUUUUUCCAGGCUUUUGCAAGCAUCAGCGAGCAGAGAAACAUCACCAUCAUCAAAAAUCAAGGUGUACGAGACACCAUCUUGAACCUGACCUUGACAGCCCUUGCCGGUGAAUUUGAAGACUUUGAGCCUAAAGACUUUGAGCUGUGGUUCCAGGUCUAUUUGGCUCCCGUGAUGGCGAGCCUCCAGCCUGGCAGCUUGGUGGUGAUCCCCAGUAACAUCAGCUGCGCAUCCUACGAAGCUAUACUCACUGGUCUUCUGCAAAGUUUGAAAUCCCUGCCUCCGACCCUUUCACAUGGCGUGAGCGCAAGCAUACAGUCACUCAAGGAGACAUUCGCACGUUGCACAGUUCCAGAUUCCUUCGUGUGCAAAGAGACCCCGAUUGAUGAGGCCCUCAUCUGUGCUGCGGUCAACAGUUCACAACUGGAACAAACCCUGUCUACUGGCAAUUCCUCUGAAGCCCUGUGCAAUUUUACCAUCACUGAGCUUGCCUGUUCCUCGGCUACACACCUCACAUCCAGCAACCUGGUCACACUGAUGAAAUGCUCACUGCAAAGCCAAAGGACAUACCCGGUAGAGGUCUGGAAGCUUCUCUUCCAAAAAGCUUCUACUGCACUAGACCAGGCUCUCCAGACCUUCGCCACCAUGGCCCCCAACAACAGCAAUCCAGCCAUGUCACCUGCUCUUGAGGCUCUUGGGGAGCUGAGAAUUGCAAACUUCAGCCAGGCACAACUGCAGAGUGAUGCCUUUGUCAGAUUCUGGUUCCAGACAGAGCUUGGUCCGUUUCUGGCCUCUGCAUCCCCCAACUUCCUAUUCUGCCUUAGCUCCAAGAACUUCAGCUGCCAUACGUACCAGACAGUCAUCCAGGCAUUCAGCAGCCGAAGCGUAUCCAUGGACAGAGAAACACAACAAGCCGUCUUCACUAAUUUCAUCAAACCGUUCCUUUCAAGAAAUGACUCGUCAGAUCCUGGCUGUGUCUCAUUUACCAGAGGGAGUAAAGAUUGGCUCCUGGCAAACCUUGGCAGCUUCUCUGGCUUUGCAACCCUACAGGAUUUGCAAGCCCUCAAUCCCAACUUCUCCAGCGCCGAAGCGUUGUCAGUGCUCACUCCUACUCAGGUGGCACAGUUGACACUGAGUUCAGGGGCCUCGACCGACACAGACCAAAUCGACCGUGUGUUUGAGCGACUUGAGGAGGGCAAUGCUCUGGAAAAUGUGGAUGAAUUCCUGACACAGCUGACAGCAAACGGAAAGGUCCCUGACUUCCAACCUGUCGUGAGAGAUCGUAUAAUGAAUAGGACCUUCGCCAUCAUCAGUCCCCAUUUCCAGAACUUCAAGGAAGAUGACUGGUUUGCUUGGUUCCAUCUGAAACUGGUCCUUGUCCUCCCAAGUUUCACUCCAAUGAUGCUCGAGAACGCAACCUCAAACAUAAACUGCACAAACUACCAUGUUGUAGUGAGUGGGCUGGCCGGAGCUUUCCGCGCUAUGCCGUUACAUAGACGACAAGGAAUCGCAGACGUUCUGCUGGGCUACUUGAGAAAAUCUGCCGGUGUCAUCAACAAACCGGUUUGCAGGCAGGAAAUUGACAAUGAUGCAGAAUGGCUUGAAGCAAACUUGGGUCCAUUUUCCCUGUACACAACAUACUCUGACCUCAACGUCUUCAACCUCUCUGUGGUGGCACUUGUGGACUCCCUGUCCCCAGACCAGAAGGCUGAGCUGAUCCUGGAUCCAGACAGCCACGCUUUGGAGGAUGAGGCCAUCAUAAGGGAGGUGUUCACAAGCUUGACAAAGUCCCAUGAUAACGAGCAGCUCAAUCAGUUUUUCCAGGCUUUUGCAAGCAUCAGCGAGCAGAGAAACAUCACCAUCAUCAAAAAUCAAGGUGUACGAGACACCAUCUUGAACCUGACCUUGACAGCCCUUGCCGGUGAAUUUGAAGACUUUGAGCCUAAAGACUUUGAGCUGUGGUUCCAGGUCUAUUUGGCUCCCGUGAUGGCGAGCCUCCAGCCUGGCAGCUUGGUGGUGAUCCCCAGUAACAUCAGCUGCGCAUCCUACGAAGCUAUACUCACUGGUCUUCUGCAAAGUUUGAAAUCCCUGCCUCCGACCCUUUCACAUGGCGUGAGCGCAAGCAUACAGUCACUCAAGGAGACAUUCGCACGUUGCACAGUUCCAGAUUCCUUCGUGUGCAAAGAGACCCCGAUUGAUGAGGCCCUCAUCUGUGCUGCGGUCAACAGUUCACAACUGGAACAAACCCUGUCUACUGGCAAUUCCUCUGAAGCCCUGUGCAAUUUUACCAUCACUGAGCUUGCCUGUUCCUCGGCUACACACCUCACAUCCAGCAACCUGGUCACACUGAUGAAAUGCUCACUGCAAAGCCAAAGGACAUACCCGGUAGAGGUCUGGAAGCUUCUCUUCCAAAAAGCUUCUACUGCACUAGACCAGGCUCUCCAGACCUUCGCCACCAUGGCCCCCAACAACAGCAAUCCAGCCAUGUCACCUGCUCUUGAGGCUCUUGGGGAGCUGAGAAUUGCAAACUUCAGCCAGGCACAACUGCAGAGUGAUGCCUUUGUCAGAUUCUGGUUCCAGACAGAGCUUGGUCCGUUUCUGGCCUCUGCAUCCCCCAACUUCCUAUUCUGCCUUAGCUCCAAGAACUUCAGCUGCCAUACGUACCAGACAGUCAUCCAGGCAUUCAGCAGCCGAAGCGUAUCCAUGGACAGAGAAACACAACAAGCCGUCUUCACUAAUUUCAUCAAACCGUUCCUUUCAAGAAAUGACUCGUCAGAUCCUGGCUGUGUCUCAUUUACCAGAGGGAGUAAAGAUUGGCUCCUGGCAAACCUUGGCAGCUUCUCUGGCUUUGCAACCCUACAGGAUUUGCAAGCCCUCAAUCCCAACUUCUCCAGCGCCGAAGCGUUGUCAGUGCUCACUCCUACUCAGGUGGCACAGUUGACACUGAGUUCAGGGGCCUCGACCGACACAGACCAAAUCGACCGUGUGUUUGAGCGACUUGAGGAGGGCAAUGCUCUGGAAAAUGUGGAUGAAUUCCUGACACAGCUGACAGCAAACGGAAAGGUCCCUGACUUCCAACCUGUCGUGAGAGAUCGUAUAAUGAAUAGGACCUUCGCCAUCAUCAGUCCCCAUUUCCAGAACUUCAAGGAAGAUGACUGGUUUGCUUGGUUCCAUCUGAAACUGGUCCUUGUCCUCCCAAGUUUCACUCCAAUGAUGCUCGAGAACGCAACCUCAAACAUAAACUGCACAAACUACCAUGUUGUAGUGAGUGGGCUGGCCGGAGCUUUCCGCGCUAUGCCGUUACAUAGACGACAAGGAAUCGCAGACGUUCUGCUGGGCUACUUGAGAAAAUCUGCCGGUGUCAUCAACAAACCGGUUUGCAGGCAGGAAAUUGACAAUGAUGCAGAAUGGCUUGAAGCAAACUUGGGUCCAUUUUCCCUGUACACAACAUACUCUGACCUCAACGUCUUCAACCUCUCUGUGGUGGCACUUGUGGACUCCCUGUCCCCAGACCAGAAGGCUGAGCUGAUCCUGGAUCCAGACAGCCACGCUUUGGAGGAUGAGGCCAUCAUAAGGGAGGUGUUCACAAGCUUGACAAAGUCCCAUGAUAACGAGCAGCUCAAUCAGUUUUUCCAGGCUUUUGCAAGCAUCAGCGAGCAGAGAAACAUCACCAUCAUCAAAAAUCAAGGUGUACGAGACACCAUCUUGAACCUGACCUUGACAGCCCUUGCCGGUGAAUUUGAAGACUUUGAGCCUAAAGACUUUGAGCUGUGGUUCCAGGUCUAUUUGGCUCCCGUGAUGGCGAGCCUCCAGCCUGGCAGCUUGGUGGUGAUCCCCAGUAACAUCAGCUGCGCAUCCUACGAAGCUAUACUCACUGGUCUUCUGCAAAGUUUGAAAUCCCUGCCUCCGACCCUUUCACAUGGCGUGAGCGCAAGCAUACAGUCACUCAAGGAGACAUUCGCACGUUGCACAGUUCCAGAUUCCUUCGUGUGCAAAGAGACCCCGAUUGAUGAGGCCCUCAUCUGUGCUGCGGUCAACAGUUCACAACUGGAACAAACCCUGUCUACUGGCAAUUCCUCUGAAGCCCUGUGCAAUUUUACCAUCACUGAGCUUGCCUGUUCCUCGGCUACACACCUCACAUCCAGCAACCUGGUCACACUGAUGAAAUGCUCACUGCAAAGCCAAAGGACAUACCCGGUAGAGGUCUGGAAGCUUCUCUUCCAAAAAGCUUCUACUGCACUAGACCAGGCUCUCCAGACCUUCGCCACCAUGGCCCCCAACAACAGCAAUCCAGCCAUGUCACCUGCUCUUGAGGCUCUUGGGGAGCUGAGAAUUGCAAACUUCAGCCAGGCACAACUGCAGAGUGAUGCCUUUGUCAGAUUCUGGUUCCAGACAGAGCUUGGUCCGUUUCUGGCCUCUGCAUCCCCCAACUUCCUAUUCUGCCUUAGCUCCAAGAACUUCAGCUGCCAUACGUACCAGACAGUCAUCCAGGCAUUCAGCAGCCGAAGCGUAUCCAUGGACAGAGAAACACAACAAGCCGUCUUCACUAAUUUCAUCAAACCGUUCCUUUCAAGAAAUGACUCGUCAGAUCCUGGCUGUGUCUCAUUUACCAGAGGGAGUAAAGAUUGGCUCCUGGCAAACCUUGGCAGCUUCUCUGGCUUUGCAACCUACAGGAUUUGCAAGCCCUCAAUCCCAACUUCUCCAGCGCCGAAGCGUUGUCAGUGCUCAUCCUACUCAGGUGGCACAGUUGACACUGAGUUCAGGGCCUCGACCGACACAGACCAAAUCGACCGUGUGGCACUUGUGGACUCCCUGUCCCCAGACCAGAAGGCUGAGCUGAUCCUGGAUCCAGACAGCCACGCUUUGGAGGAUGAGGCCAUCAUAAGGGAGGUGUUCACAAGCUUGACAAAGUCCCAUGAUAACGAGCAGCUCAAUCAGUUUUUCCAGGCUUUUGCAAGCAUCAGCGAGCAGAGAAACAUCACCAUCAUCAAAAAUCAAGGUGUACGAGACACCAUCUUGAACCUGACCUUGACAGCCCUUGCCGGUGAAUUUGAAGACUUUGAGCCUAAAGACUUUGAGCUGUGGUUCCAGGUCUAUUUGGCUCCCGUGAUGGCGAGCCUCCAGCCUGGCAGCUUGGUGGUGAUCCCCAGUAACAUCAGCUGCGCAUCCUACGAAGCUAUACUCACUGGUCUUCUGCAAAGUUUGAAAUCCCUGCCUCCGACCCUUUCACAUGGCGUGAGCGCAAGCAUACAGUCACUCAAGGAGACAUUCGCACGUUGCACAGUUCCAGAUUCCUUCGUGUGCAAAGAGACCCCGAUUGAUGAGGCCCUCAUCUGUGCUGCGGUCAACAGUUCACAACUGGAACAAACCCUGUCUACUGGCAAUUCCUCUGAAGCCCUGUGCAAUUUUACCAUCACUGAGCUUGCCUGUUCCUCGGCUACACACCUCACAUCCAGCAACCUGGUCACACUGAUGAAAUGCUCACUGCAAAGCCAAAGGACAUACCCGGUAGAGGUCUGGAAGCUUCUCUUCCAAAAAGCUUCUACUGCACUAGACCAGGCUCUCCAGACCUUCGCCACCAUGGCCCCCAACAACAGCAAUCCAGCCAUGUCACCUGCUCUUGAGGCUCUUGGGGAGCUGAGAAUUGCAAACUUCAGCCAGGCACAACUGCAGAGUGAUGCCUUUGUCAGAUUCUGGUUCCAGACAGAGCUUGGUCCGUUUCUGGCCUCUGCAUCCCCCAACUUCCUAUUCUGCCUUAGCUCCAAGAACUUCAGCUGCCAUACGUACCAGACAGUCAUCCAGGCAUUCAGCAGCCGAAGCGUAUCCAUGGACAGAGAAACACAACAAGCCGUCUUCACUAAUUUCAUCAAACCGUUCCUUUCAAGAAAUGACUCGUCAGAUCCUGGCUGUGUCUCAUUUACCAGAGGGAGUAAAGAUUGGCUCCUGGCAAACCUUGGCAGCUUCUCUGGCUUUGCAACCCUACAGGAUUUGCAAGCCCUCAAUCCCAACUUCUCCAGCGCCGAAGCGUUGUCAGUGCUCACUCCUACUCAGGUGGCACAGUUGACACUGAGUUCAGGGGCCUCGACCGACACAGACCAAAUCGACCGUGUGUUUGAGCGACUUGAGGAGGGCAAUGCUCUGGAAAAUGUGGAUGAAUUCCUGACACAGCUGACAGCAAACGGAAAGGUCCCUGACUUCCAACCUGUCGUGAGAGAUCGUAUAAUGAAUAGGACCUUCGCCAUCAUCAGUCCCCAUUUCCAGAACUUCAAGGAAGAUGACUGGUUUGCUUGGUUCCAUCUGAAACUGGUCCUUGUCCUCCCAAGUUUCACUCCAAUGAUGCUCGAGAACGCAACCUCAAACAUAAACUGCACAAACUACCAUGUUGUAGUGAGUGGGCUGGCCGGAGCUUUCCGCGCUAUGCCGUUACAUAGACGACAAGGAAUCGCAGACGUUCUGCUGGGCUACUUGAGAAAAUCUGCCGGUGUCAUCAACAAACCGGUUUGCAGGCAGGAAAUUGACAAUGAUGCAGAAUGGCUUGAAGCAAACUUGGGUCCAUUUUCCCUGUACACAACAUACUCUGACCUCAACGUCUUCAACCUCUCUGUGGUGGCACUUGUGGACUCCCUGUCCCCAGACCAGAAGGCUGAGCUGAUCCUGGAUCCAGACAGCCACGCUUUGGAGGAUGAGGCCAUCAUAAGGGAGGUGUUCACAAGCUUGACAAAGUCCCAUGAUAACGAGCAGCUCAAUCAGUUUUUCCAGGCUUUUGCAAGCAUCAGCGAGCAGAGAAACAUCACCAUCAUCAAAAAUCAAGGUGUACGAGACACCAUCUUGAACCUGACCUUGACAGCCCUUGCCGGUGAAUUUGAAGACUUUGAGCCUAAAGACUUUGAGCUGUGGUUCCAGGUCUAUUUGGCUCCCGUGAUGGCGAGCCUCCAGCCUGGCAGCUUGGUGGUGAUCCCCAGUAACAUCAGCUGCGCAUCCUACGAAGCUAUACUCACUGGUCUUCUGCAAAGUUUGAAAUCCCUGCCUCCGACCCUUUCACAUGGCGUGAGCGCAAGCAUACAGUCACUCAAGGAGACAUUCGCACGUUGCACAGUUCCAGAUUCCUUCGUGUGCAAAGAGACCCCGAUUGAUGAGGCCCUCAUCUGUGCUGCGGUCAACAGUUCACAACUGGAACAAACCCUGUCUACUGGCAAUUCCUCUGAAGCCCUGUGCAAUUUUACCAUCACUGAGCUUGCCUGUUCCUCGGCUACACACCUCACAUCCAGCAACCUGGUCACACUGAUGAAAUGCUCACUGCAAAGCCAAAGGACAUACCCGGUAGAGGUCUGGAAGCUUCUCUUCCAAAAAGCUUCUACUGCACUAGACCAGGCUCUCCAGACCUUCGCCACCAUGGCCCCCAACAACAGCAAUCCAGCCAUGUCACCUGCUCUUGAGGCUCUUGGGGAGCUGAGAAUUGCAAACUUCAGCCAGGCACAACUGCAGAGUGAUGCCUUUGUCAGAUUCUGGUUCCAGACAGAGCUUGGUCCGUUUCUGGCCUCUGCAUCCCCCAACUUCCUAUUCUGCCUUAGCUCCAAGAACUUCAGCUGCCAUACGUACCAGACAGUCAUCCAGGCAUUCAGCAGCCGAAGCGUAUCCAUGGACAGAGAAACACAACAAGCCGUCUUCACUAAUUUCAUCAAACCGUUCCUUUCAAGAAAUGACUCGUCAGAUCCUGGCUGUGUCUCAUUUACCAGAGGGAGUAAAGAUUGGCUCCUGGCAAACCUUGGCAGCUUCUCUGGCUUUGCAACCCUACAGGAUUUGCAAGCCCUCAAUCCCAACUUCUCCAGCGCCGAAGCGUUGUCAGUGCUCACUCCUACUCAGGUGGCACAGUUGACACUGAGUUCAGGGGCCUCGACCGACACAGACCAAAUCGACCGUGUGUUUGAGCGACUUGAGGAGGGCAAUGCUCUGGAAAAUGUGGAUGAAUUCCUGACACAGCUGACAGCAAACGGAAAGGUCCCUGACUUCCAACCUGUCGUGAGAGAUCGUAUAAUGAAUAGGACCUUCGCCAUCAUCAGUCCCCAUUUCCAGAACUUCAAGGAAGAUGACUGGUUUGCUUGGUUCCAUCUGAAACUGGUCCUUGUCCUCCCAAGUUUCACUCCAAUGAUGCUCGAGAACGCAACCUCAAACAUAAACUGCACAAACUUCCAUGUUGUGUGA